UUUAGUUCAACAAAAAUGGAAGAACCUCGGGAAGAGGUUAACGUCAGAAACUUUUGCAGAAACUGGAGGAACUGCUGCAACUAUGUUUUCCAGAACAUAUUUAUGUUUGCGAGUUUGGCGGCUGUUGUUCUCGGUGGUGGGCCCCCACGAGGACUUAUGUGGCUAAUUCCGGCUGAACCUGAUUGGGUCCCAUUGGUUCCCCUUCACCAUGUCCUCUAAUGGAGCGCCUGAUUACCGCCACAGAAGAGGCAACAAUCUGGCAGAAAAGACUGAAAAACCUGCCAAUGGGUGGGCAAACUGAAAGGCUGCCCCACUUCUCUACCUGAGAGGCGACAGAGAGCAAGAAAGAGAAAAAAAAGAGGAAAACAAGCCCAAACACGAAUUAUAUUUAGAAGAAAUGGACUUGCUGUUGGCUUGAUCAUCAGGAGUGUUGACACUCUUACAGAGGUAGAAAAAAACUACCUUGGCUUUCCAGGAGAAAUACUCAUACGGAUGCUUCAGUUCAUUACUGUUCCUCUUAUUGUGACCUCUGUGAUAAUAGGAGUUGCUGGUUUGACUGUUUCUGCCUCCAGAAAAAUAAGCAUACGUGCAGCAGUAUACUUUAUCUUGACAUCAGUUGUGGCUGUGAUCACGGGAUUAGCUCUGGUGCUGAUUAUCAAGCCAGGAGCUACUUACAACACUCAAGAUAUCAAAGAAGGAGAUGAAGAAAAUUUCUCCACUAUUGACACUUUGUUGGAUUUAAUAAGAAACAUGGUGCCACAGAAUUUGUUUCGGGCCUGUGUCCAGCAGUACAAAACUGAAAGGGUGGUGUUUGUCAUUCCACUGGACGAAGAAAAUCUUACCAUGGAAAUGAAUACCACUGAAAUUCAUUUGGUGGCUCACUACGUUGAUGAUGUCAACACGCUCGGCCUGAUUUUCUGCUCCUUUUUUCUUGGACUGACACUCAAGCUGAUGGGGGAAAGAGGGGAGAUUGCAGUUGAAGUUGUUACCAUAGUCCAUGGGACCAUAAAAUAUGUGAUUAACUUAAUGUUAAGCUACUUGCCAGUGGGAGUGAUGUUCAUGAUUGCAAGCCGUGUUGUUGAUGCUUAUGAUUGGGAAACCAUCUACAAAUUGGGAAAGUUCAUGGCUGUAGUUGUUUUUGGGCUCAUAAUCCACGCAGGAAUGUUUCUACCAGCGCUCUAUUUUGCAUUUACAAGAACUAACCCCAUAGUUGUCAUUAAGGGGGUUUUUCCUGCUCUACUGACUGCAGUGCUCAUCUCAUCCAGCUCUGCCACAUUGCCCCUCACUUUCCGAUGUUGUGAGGACAGAAUCAAGAUUGACCGCAGAAUCACUCGUUUCAUGCUGCCCAUCGGUACCAACAUCAACAUGGAUGGAACUGCCCUUUACGAGGCAGUCGCAGCAGUUUUCAUUGCCCAGCUCAACAACAUCAAACUGAACCUGAGCCAGCUGAUCACCAUUGGAGUUACAGCAACGGUCUCCAGCAUAGGAGCAGCAGGAAUCCCGGCGACAGGAGCAGUGACGACUCUCUUUGUUCUGACUGCAGCCGGUUUACCUGUGGGGGACGCUUCCAUCCUUGUGGUUAUAGAAUGGCUACUAGACCGCUGCAACACUGUGGUGAAUGUUUUCGGAGACUGCAUUGGUGUGGCACUUGUCUGUCAUCUGUCCAGACAUGAACUGGAAGAAAUGGACCUGACAAGGGAGGUUCGUGCUGAGGAGUCUGCCCAAGGAGAGAAAAUGUUAUCCAGCACCCCGUUGCCUUUGGACAAUACUGAGUCUUUUCACACACCCAUAGAAGUUAUUGUUUGAUUUAGUGGCUUUUGCUUUGUAUUUUACUGUUGUAAUUUCACUGGAUGGUUUAGAAGACUGACAUCAAACAGAAGACUGUUAAUGUGAAGAAUCUGGCAAAUGAUGUACAGCGAUACUACAGAGAUAUCACAAUCUUUGUGAAGUUGUAUGACAUAUUUCUUUAUUUAAUUAUUUCAAUUUUAAUUGAA
Oreochromis aureus is the source of this 1994-nucleotide messenger RNA. RefSeq names its product excitatory amino acid transporter 3-like. The coding region runs from base 493 to 1806 and encodes 437 amino acids. Gene Ontology annotation, molecular function: L-cysteine transmembrane transporter activity; glutamate:sodium symporter activity; L-glutamate transmembrane transporter activity. The transcript has 14 exons. Gene Ontology annotation, biological process: L-glutamate transmembrane transport. The record is from RefSeq and is a predicted model, not a curated record. Lineage: Eukaryota; Metazoa; Chordata; Actinopteri; Cichliformes; Cichlidae. Gene Ontology annotation, cellular component: plasma membrane.